UACCUGGCUCCAACCAUUGUGCAGCUACAAUGUCAUAUGAAUGACCUGUUGGAUGAGAGCAUAAAGCCCACUGCAGCAGAGGGUCUCAUUACAUGCCGACCCCUCAUAAAGAGUAUCUUGGAGUCACUGAACACAAGGCAGGUCCUCUGGAGAAGAGGGACCACAUACUCUCCACUGUGCUGGUGCCAAGAUUCAAGCUAGACUGGGUCCAAGAUGAGGAGAAACGUAUGCAGUACAGAUUGAUGCUGAAAAGAGAAUUUCAAACCCUCAACUCUGAUGACUCAGGUGCAAGAGACUCAGGUCAAGCCCAGUCCAGUGAUGAAAGUGACAAGAAAGAUCCUGCAGCGUCAUUCUUCAGAUUUAACAAAAAACCUCAGGUUUUUAAAAAAUCUGAAGUGGACACCUAUUUGGAUGCCCCAACCACAGAUGGGUUUGAUGAAUACAUGCAGUUUUCAAAGCUCAGAAGGCUGUUCAUAAAACACAACACUGCCCUGCCCUCAAGCGCUCCAGUAGAGAGGCUCUUCAGCAUCGGUGGUCUAAUAUUCAGACCCAGGAGAAACCGGCUGGGAGAUGCCAACUUUGAGAAGCGGCUGAUGCCAACAAAAAUAUUUGAAGGAAGCAAAAACCAGCAGAUCCACCAGGGAGAGACCACUGUGACCAAUGACAGGAUCUUCAUUCAGAUAAGGGAUUUUCGGGCUGGACAGAAAAUAACACUGUUCUUGGUCCUGCACACUUUUCAUUAAUUAUUAUUAUUAUUAUUUUAGUUAUUUAUGUGGACUGUAACCAGUGACAGAUAUUCAUUCAGUUAACGUAUUUUCACUCACUGGACAGAAAGUAGAAGCACUGUCCAUGGCCUUGGACUCUAAGUUAUUGUUUUUAUUUUUACUUAUUCAUUGGGCAAACAAGCCAACAAAUUUAAAAGUGACUUAAUAAUGUUUAAAUGUUUUGCACUUUGAAUAUUGCACUUUCAAGUUCAACCUUAAUUUCCUACCUCAGCCUGGUUCCUACCUCAGUUUGUGUUAGUAGAAUGGUCUUGAGGGUUUUACUAUUCAUGUAACUUGUUUGAUGAACCUGCCUGAUAUAUUUUUCCAGGAUUCCAGUAUUCCUUUUUAGUAUGUACUGAAAUGGAAUUUGAAAUUUUUGGACACAUUUGCAC
Molecule: messenger RNA, 1156 nt
Organism: Perca flavescens (yellow perch)
Lineage: Eukaryota; Metazoa; Chordata; Actinopteri; Perciformes; Percidae
Exons: 3
Coding region: 93-743 (216 amino acids)
Source: RefSeq, a predicted model, not a curated record